CAUCUGGCAGAUUUUUCCGACUUGAUUUUAUUUCUGUGUAGAUCAAGUAGCACUUCAGGAAUGGACAGUAAUUUUUUAAGCUUAUUUUGCCCUUUUUCUGCAACCUGUCUCAGUGUCCAAUAUGUAUCUUCCUUUUUUUAAAAAAUGUUUUUUUUUUCUAUAUUAAAUAACUCCUUCCUCAGGUAAGAUAAAUUGUGACUUCUUAUUUAUCAGACUUGUGCUGUAUUUGCUUCAAAAUCUGUUUCUCUUAAUGAAAAGGAGUUACUUCUUAAUCAGCUUAACUAGUCUAUCACUGUUGUGGGGUUUUAUGGGGUUAUUUUUGGUUGUUUUUUUUUCUAAACUCACAUGUUUCCUAAUAGUUGUAGAAUACAGAUCAAUAACAAACAUAGACUGUGGAUGAUGCCAAGAUGGUUUUCAGUAGGUUGUCACACACAACAAAGGGGGGAAAAAUGGAGCUCUCAUUUUUAGAGGUUUGUUUCUGAAACUUGGAGCUAUUUGUGGUGGUCAGAACCUGUUUUGAAGAGGUUGGUGAAGUAAUAUUAAAUGUUCUUUUCACUUGAAGUCGCUUAAGUUGAUGCUCAAAAAAUACACGACAAAGGAAAUCCUCUGUUCUCUUUGGUGUUUGCUACCUAAAUGAAUAACAUAUGAUCUUUCCCAAAGGGAAGCUGAAGAAUCCAAAGCAAGUCAUAAAGUAAAAUGAAAAAUUAUCAUUACUGGUGUUCAGCUGACUAGUUCAAAUUGGAGGCAUUCCGUGUUAUUAGAUACAUUUCACUCAUUUAUGACUUCUUUUUCUUUCUUCGUCACCUCUGCAGCAACUCUUGCAAUGUGUAUCAUAUUAUUUUAUUCAUGCGAGUUCAGUGUCAAUAGCCCCAAAUUGAAGGAUUUUACAGUUUUGCUUUUUUUUUUGGUUGAAGUAGUACAAAAUGUCAAAAAUUAGAAGGAAGGUCACAGUGGAAAAUACCAAGACCAUAUCCGAUAGCACAUCCCGAAGACCCAGUGUGUUUGAAAGGCUUGGACCCAGCACUGGAAGUACUGCAGAGACACAGUGCCGUAACUGGCUGAAGACUGGCAACUGCCUCUAUGGGAACACAUGUAGAUUCGUACAUGGCCCUUCACCACGAGGUAAAGGCUAUAGCAGCAGUUAUAGAAGGUCACCAGAAAGACCCACUGGAGAUCUUCGGGAAAGAAUGAAGAACAAACGUCAAGACGCUGAGGCAGAGCCACAGAAACGAAGUACAGAGGAGUCAUCCUCUCCCGUUAGGAAAGAGUCUUCACGAGGAAGACAUAGAGAAAAGGAGGAUAUCAAAAUUACAAAGGAGAGAACCCCAGAAAGUGAAGAUGAAAAUGGAGAUUGGGAAACAAAUAGAGAAGACUCUGAUAAUGGAGAUGUUAAUUAUGAUUAUGAUCAUGAGCUGUCUUUGGAAAUGAAGCGCCAAAAGAUUCAGAGAGAACUCAUGAAGUUGGAACAGGAAAAUAUGGAGAAACGAGAGGAAAUAGUCAUUAAGAAAGAGAUUUCUCCAGAGGUGGUUAGAUCUAAGUUGUCACCAUCACCAAGAAAGUCUAGCAAAUCUCCAAAACGAAGAUCCAGUCCCAAAUCAUCUUCUUCAGCUAGUAAGAAAGAGAAGAAAGCAUCUACAGUAUCUUCCCCACUUUUGGAUCAGCAGAGGAGUUCUAAAAGUAACCAAAGUAAAAAGAAAGGUCCUCGUACCCCUAGUCCUCCUCCUCCAGUACAAGAGGAAACUCCCCUGGGGAAAAAACACAAAGAAAAACAUAAAGCAAAAGAACGUUCAGAAGAAAAGACAAGAGAGGUGAAAGAGAGAGGGCGUGACUUUGACAGGCACAAGGAGAAAAAAGAGAAGCAGAGGGAUCCCUCUGAAAGCUCUCAUAGGCAGAAGCGUUCUCCUAGUCCUGCAGAUCAUUCUGGCAGUAAUUCUUCCCCUUCCAGGGAAUAUUCACCACCUGCUGCAAGGCGGAAACAAACCUCCCGAGCUCCAGCCAAGUCAACUACUCACAAGCAUAGCUUUUCACCCUCUCGCAGGUCUGCUUCCCCAUCAGGUCAGCAUCAUUCUCCCAUAUCCUCCAGACAUCACUCCUCUUCAUCACAAUCAGGCUCCUCUGUUCAAAGACAUUCUCCUUCUCCACAUCGCAAAAGAACUCCUUCUCCAUCCUAUCAAAGGACAGCUUCCCCGCCUGCGAGGCGAUCAUCUUCUCCCUACCCCCCACAUACUUCCUCUUCUCCUCAGAGGAAGCGAAGCCCUUCAAGACAUCGAUCUCCUGGAAGAGAAAAGGGAAGACAUGAUCGUGAUCGGACUUCACAGUCUCAUGACAGGCGCCAUGAAAGGCGGGAUGAAACCAGAGGAAAAAGGGAAAAAGAAAGAGAAACAAGAGAUGAUCGUGAUUAUGACCAGGAGCAGAGUACCUCCAGGGAUCACAGAGAUGACAGAGAGUCUCGUGAUGGAAGAGAUCGGAGGGAGACAAGAGACAACAGAGAUCGGAGGGAGACAAGGGAAUCCAGAGACACUCGAGACUCCAGAGAUACGAGGGAUUAUAGCAGAGAUACCAAAGAUAGUCGUGAUCAGAGAGACUCACGCUCCACACGCGAUUCCCAUGACUACAGAGACAGAGAGAGUCGUGAUGCCCAUAAAAAGGAUGACCAGUAUCAGGAGGACUCACGCAGCUACGGAAGAUCCCAUGGUAGAGAGGAGAGCUCUCGUGCUGAAACAAGGAAUGACUCCAGAAGUGACUCUAGAAAUGAGAGCAGGAGUGAUAGAACUGGCAGAAGUCGAGGCAGAGGUCCAGAAUUAUCUGACAAGGGAAGUCGGGGCACUAGAGGAUCGCAGGUUGAUGGUCACAGCAGUAGUGGAAACUACCAUGACAGCUGGGAAUCAAGGAGUAGCUACGCUGAUCGGGAUCGCUAUGAUAGUCGAGAACAAGCAAGGGAUUCCUCCUUUGAAAGAAGACACAGUGAACGGGACAGGCGGGACAACAGAGAAAGAGAUCAGAGAGCAAGUUCACCAGUACGACAUCAAGGACGAAGUGAUGACCUUGAGCGGGAUGAAAGGAGAGAAGACCGAAGGGUAGAUCGGUCUGAUGACAGGAGAGAUGAAAGGGCCCGGGAGAGAGAGCGAGAAAGGGAGAGAGACCGAGAGAGGGAAAGAGAAAGAGACCGGGAAAGAGAAAGGGAAAAGGAAAGAGAGUUGGAACGAGAUCGUGCUCGGGAACGGGAGAGGGAGAGGGAACGGGACAAAGACAGGGACCGUGAGCGUGACCGAGACAGGGAUCAUGACAGGGAAAGGGAACGAGAGAGGGAGAGGGAGAAGGAACGAGAGCGAGAGCGGGAGGAACGUGAAAGGGAGCGGGAGCGGGAAAGAGAUCGAGAGCGGGAACGAGAAAGGGAGAGAGGUCGAGACAGGGAUAAAGAAAGAGACCGCCAGAGAGACUGGGAUGACAAAGAAAAAGGAAGGGAUGACCGCAGGGAUAAGAGGGAAGAUAUCAGAGAAGAAAGAAGUUCAAGAGAUGUUCAUGAGGAAAGAAAAUCCAAGAAGCGCCACAGAAAUGAAAGCAGUCCAAGUCCUCGUCAGUCACCCAAACGUCGCCGGGAGCACUCUCCUGAUAGUGAUGCUUACAACAGUGGAGAUGAUAAAAAUGAAAAGCACAGACUUCUGAGCCAGGUUGUGCGGCCACAGGAAUCCCGGUCACUGAGCCCCUCUCAUGUCACAGAAGAGCGGCAGAGUCGCUGGAAAGAAGAUGAGAGGAAAUCAGACAGAAAAGAAAGUUCCCGGCGUUAUGAAGAACCAGAGUUUAAAGAGAGGGUUUCUUCAGCAGAUAAGCAAAGAGAACAACCAGAUUCUUCAGAAAGCUCCCGGUCUAGGGUUCAGGAAAAUCUUGGACACCGGCCCUCUGAAGAAAGAGAUGGUUCUGAUAGACUGCAUGAUGACAGCAAGAAGAAGUCUAAAAUACAGAAAAAGGCCACAAAGAAGAAGAAGGAUGAUGACAGUGGGGUGGAAAGGUACGCUAAUGAGUCGACGACUGAGGAAAGCCAGGUCUUUUCACCCAAAAAAGGUCAGAAAAAGAAAAAUGUAGAGAAAAAACGGAAGAGGUCCAAGGGUGACUCUGAAGUUUCUGAUGAAGAAAUUGUUCCACAUCAUAAAAAGAAGAAAGGCCCGAGAACCCCUCCUGUAACAAAAGAAGAAUUGGUUGAAGCAGCACCUGGGAAAGCUGUGGCAGAAGUCUCCCAGAAAAGAGAAGAUACAACAUUUAGUGACUGGUCAGAUGAAGAUGUUCCUGAACGCAGUGAUGUUGUUCCAGAAAGAAGCACUGAGGAUUCCCAUAGAAAAAGUCACAGGACAAGGGUGGAAAAGGUGGAAGCCCCUCAUGUUACUAUAGAUGAUGGGCCACACCGUAAACCUGUGGAUCAGAAGCGCAGCAGCAGCCUAGGUAGCAAUCGGAGCCAUGCCUCCAGCAGACUUAGAUCCCCUUCCAAUGAGUCAGCUCAUCGCAGUGGAGAUGACCAGACUGGUCGGAAGAGGAUCCUGCACAGUAGCUCUAGAGACAGGGAUAGAGACAGGGACAGAGAGAAGAAAAGCUUAGAAAUCACUGGGGAACGGAAGUCCAGAAUUGAUCAGUUGAAACGUGGGGAACCCAGUCGCAGCACAUCUUCAGAUCGUCAAGAUUCAAGAAGCCACAGUUCAAGAAGAAGUUCCCCUGAAUCAGAUCGUCAGGUCCAUUCCAGGUCCGGGUCCUUCGACAGCAGGGAAAGGCUUCAGGACCGAGAUCGCCAUGAACAUGAUCGAGAACGAGAGAGAGACAGGAGAGAGGGAAGACAGAGGGACUGGGACCGAGAUGUUGACAAAGACUGGCCGAGAAGCAGGGAACGAGAGAGACUCAGAGAACGAGAAAGGGAGAGGGAGAAAAGACGGGAGCUGGACAGAGAGAGAGACAGACAACUACCUGAUACUUCUGAAAGAGAGAGAGACAGAACUCUUGACAUUUCCUCUCAAAAAGAAUCAACGAAACACAGUGAAACGAAACUGGACAGGGAUCAUGAAAAGGAAUUUGAUGGUGUUUGUCGGGAUUCAGCGGCUUCAGAGAAGGAAAGAACAGACAAAGAUUUAGGACCUUUACAAGGUUUUGAAGAUGCAAACGAGGCCGAAAAGGUUGAGAGUUUAGAAGGAGGAGAAGAUGAAGCAAAGAUUGAUGAUGUGCAGUCACUGGGGUCUGGUGCUGGAGAAUAUGAGCCAAUCAGUGAUGAUGAACUGGAUGAAAUUCUGGCAGGUGAUGCUGAAAAACGGGAAGAUCAACAGGAGGAUGAGAAGAUGCCUGGUAAAAAUCCUGUGGAUGUUAUAGAUGUAGAUUGGUCCAGUCUUAUGCCAAAGCAGCCAAAAGAACCACGGGAGCCUGGGGCUGCCCUCUUAAAAUUCACACCGGGUGCUGUUAUGUUGAGAGUUGGCAUUUCCAAACGAUUGGCAGGACCAGAACUCUUCACCAAAAUUAAAGAGACCUGCCAGAGAGGAAUAGAAAAACCUAAAGAUGCUGAAAACCUUUUUGAACAUGAACUGGGGGCCUUGAACAUGGCUGCACUUCUACGAAAAGAGGAGAGAGCAGGUCUUCUCAGUAAUCUGGGUCCUUGCUGUAAAGCCCUGUGCUUUCGAAGGGAUUCUGCAAUUCGUAAGCAGCUAAUGAAGAAUGAAAAGGGUGCAACAAAACAAACUUACACAAAUUCUGCAGCAAUGGACAGUGACUUGUUACGGUUGAGUCUACGGUUAUUCAAACGAAAGACUGUGUGCCAAGUUCCUGGGCAGGAAAAGACAGAGGAUAGUAAAAUUCCACAACCAACUGUCCAGCAAGAAGUGUGUGUAUCUUAAGCGAGUGACCACGAUGGCACUUUCUGUUUGAUUUCCCAACUGCCAUUGUGGGUGUUGAUGUUUAAAACUGUUUGGUUGGAAAGCAACUGUAGAAGAUGGAAGAAAAUACUGCGUUUGUACACAAAUAAGAAUUACUUGGUUUGGAUGCAAGUAAAGGGGUACAAAAUAGACUUCUGUGUGAAGUUCUCUGCAAGUUUUAUAAUAUUGAAUCUUACCCUGUAACAAACCUGUUUUGUGGUAUAUCGAGUGUAAUAAUGUGAAGAUGUCUGGUUUUAGCAGUUUAUAAUACCACCUGAUAUUAAACCGAAGAAAACUGUCUGUGUAUCUUUUUCCUCGUUAUAAAUGGGUUUUUCUGCCACCACCCUGGUCUCAAUACAUGUCUCAGAUUUCUUUAA
Molecule: messenger RNA, 6259 nt
Organism: Apus apus (common swift)
Lineage: Eukaryota; Metazoa; Chordata; Aves; Apodiformes; Apodidae
Gene: ZC3H13
Product: zinc finger CCCH-type containing 13
Exons: 19
Coding region: 924-5864 (1646 amino acids)
Molecular function (GO): metal ion binding
Source: RefSeq, a predicted model, not a curated record